Messenger RNA from Paracoccidioides lutzii Pb01, 444 nucleotides. RefSeq lists its product as hypothetical. The coding region runs from base 1 to 444 and encodes 147 amino acids. The transcript has a single exon. The record is from RefSeq and is a predicted model, not a curated record.
AUGGGACUCGGGAGGAGAGGGUUGGGUUUGGCCAGCGGCGGAGUGAUAGAGCGUGUCAGGCAACGGGAUGGAGGAAUCGAAGGGAUCGAAGGGAUCAAAGGGAUCGAAGGAUGGAAUCAGGCGUGUUGUUGUGCAACGGAAGAGAAAGAAAUAGCUGCGAGAGGGCUGGCUUGGGCUGGAAACGCUACUGGGCGUGGUGGCUUGUGCCCAGCGAACUGCGAGGCCAACUGUGCAGCCUUGUCAAGUGUUCAGCCAGGAACGCGAGUUAGUUAUGAGGAUUUGCGGUCCGCUCUCUUGUCUAGUUUCUGGAUAAUCAAACCUGGAAGAAAGAAUCGCCAGGACGUCACGGGGAGACUGAGGGUAAACAGGCAGACACCGAGCAUCGGCACAACGCCCAAGGACAGGAACCGGGUCAGGGGCAAGGGGAAAGCUGGGGAAGUAUAG